This is a messenger RNA of Penicillium soppii, 2475 nucleotides long. Its product is annotated as isochorismatase family protein family. Lineage: Eukaryota; Fungi; Ascomycota; Eurotiomycetes; Eurotiales; Aspergillaceae. The record is from RefSeq and is a predicted model, not a curated record. The transcript has a single exon. Bases 1 to 2475 code for a protein of 824 amino acids. Gene Ontology annotation, molecular function: dioxygenase activity. Gene Ontology annotation, cellular component: nucleus. Gene Ontology annotation, biological process: DNA alkylation repair; DNA repair.
AUGAGUAUCUUCUCAUUCGGGGAUUUACCCACUAUUCAAACCCGUAAAGCAUUGCUAUUGCUAGACUUUCAAAAUGAUUUCGUUCGUCCCUCGGGUGCUUUACAUAUCCCCAAUACAGCCGAUAUCCUCGAGACCCUCCCACAAUUAGCAUCCGCUUUUCGUCAGGUCGGAGACGUAGUCUGGGUCCGAUCUCAGUAUGAUUCCCCCCAAUCUAUCAUAGAUUGGGACUUCGGCGACCGCAUUGUACUGGAGCGAGAACCGCCGCGCAGAAAGAAGAUUUCCCAUUCGGAUAUCAUUGAAGUCGGUUCGGAUCGUGAUACACCUGAGCCUAUCGAUCCGGAAGCUUUUCUCUCUGCAGAUCCGUCGCAUUGUUGUGUCCCACAAACAACGGGAUAUCAAUUCCCUGCACCUAUCCUUGCCGCCAUCAAUGCCCAGCAUGACACCGUGAUGGACAAGACGGGCUACUCUGCUUUGGAGUCACCAGGUCUUGUACUAUCUUUUCGAACGCGUUUCGUCACCGAGCUAUACCUCUGUGGAUCCCUAUCCAAUGUGUCCGUGUUUGCGACCGCUUUAGAUGCCGUCCGCAAUGGGUUCUCGGUAACUUUAGUGGAAGACUGCUUGGGAUUCCGGGAUUUUCAGCGCCACCAGGAAGCAAUGCGACGCAUGGCGGAUAUUCUUGGCGCAACUGGUAUCACCGCCCGGGAACUCAUUCAAGAGUUGGACUGGGAUGAGACUGAGGCAAUUGCUCGCCAGGGUGCACCACAGCCACAGCCAAAGAGGUCAGCAGCUACGGCUGGUCUCGAGACAAUAAUGGAUGGACUGGAAGUAUGGAACACAGGAGACACAUCUCCAACCGAAGAGCAGCAGGAUCCGGAUGAAUCCAGUGUAUCAGGGUUUGCUUCUAUAACUCGCGCGAAGCGCGCUGAGGCGCGAGGUCCAGUGGAAGAGAAGAAGCCGGUGCGCGCACGCGUCCGCCGUCCCAAACGCCGAGACCCCGCGCAACCCUCUACAGUUCGGCCUCGUGCUGAGACCGACCGAGAACCUGUACACCAGUCUGCGAAGAUCCCUACUUCUACUGCUGCUCCUGCUUCUGCUUCUGCUCCUGUCCCUCAAGCAACCAUUGGAGAGGGCGACUCUCGCGUCGUGCGUGAUGUCAAUCUCUCAGAGGAGUCUUUCGAGCGUAUCAAGGCAGAGGUAGACUGGCAAAAGAUGUACCAUCUAUCCGGCCAGGUUCCACGAUUGGUUGCAGUCCAAGGCCAAACUCAAUCUGAUGGCGCUAUACCGAUCUACCGCCACCCAGCAGAUGAGUCGCCGCCGUUUAAACCAUUUACACCUGCUGUGGAUGAAGUGCGCGUUGCUGUUGAGCAGAUACUGGGUCACCCGUUGAACCAUGUACUUAUUCAACUUUACCGUGACGGCCAAGAUCGCAUCUCGGAGCACUCAGACAAAACAUUGGAUAUUGUACGAGGAUCUUUCAUUUGCAAUGUCAGCCUAGGUGCCGAGCGUGUUAUGGUCCUUCGCACUAAGAUCUCGGCGUCUCAGUCUGGAGAAGGAACGGAACCAAGUCGGAUAUCGCAGCGCGUGCCUCUUCCACACAAGUCGCUUUUUGUCCUGGGCCCGCAAACAAAUAUGCGAUGGCUUCAUGGCAUCCGGGCUGACAAACGUCCUGAUACGACCAAAUCUGCCGAAGAGCAAGCUUUCGGCGGCCAGCGCAUCUCUCUUACUUUCCGGCAUAUUGGCACGUUCAUUGACCCAGUGGCUAACAUCAUCUGGGGCCAAGGUGCCGUCAGUAAGACAUUAGAUCAGGCCCGCGCAGUGGUCCAUGGGGACCCUACUGAAACCGAACGACUUAUUGGUGCAUUUGGCCAGGAAAACCGUGCCACUGAAUUCGACUGGGAUGCCGUAUACGGCGGAGGCUUUGAUGUGGUUAACUUUGUGACUGCAUCGACAGCACGGCUGAUCCUCAGUGGAGACCCCGUAGCUGAUCUGCGCGUGUGCAUCGGUCUAGGAGAAAAUGGUGUUCGGUACGAAGUGGUUGCUAACAAUGAGCUGGAUCAAUUUGAACAAUCAAAGCCACUAUACGAAGACAUUAAUGGAAUCACAGUCGCGGGCGACUCUGCUAUCCUUUCACAUCUGGCUCAGCGAUCCGUAGAGUCCACUCGGCCGGGUGUCGAGGCGUUGCGUGGUGGCAACUACUUGCCAGCAAUUGACAAGUUCCUGAUGCACUGGCGAGAACACCGAUGCUCUAACCAUGCUAGCUCGUUUGAGUUUGGGUUCGAUGAUUGGGAGCGUACCCUCCAAGGGCAAAAUUACCUAGGAGGUAAUGCGUUCACCAUUGAUGACUGUUCUCUUUGGCCGAUUCUGCGGGAAAUCCUCCACACACAAGGUGCAUUGGAUCCUCAAUACCCGAGUGUCAAUCAAUAUUACCACCGAGUUGAAAAUCGAGGAAUCAUUCGAUCUAUUUUGGAAAAGUGA